This is a messenger RNA of Caenorhabditis sp. 36 PRJEB53466, 2770 nucleotides long. Lineage: Eukaryota; Metazoa; Nematoda; Chromadorea; Rhabditida; Rhabditidae. The record is from the annotation of a GenBank genome assembly.
AUGCAGUGCUUUUGUGCACUCCGUAGCACUCUUUGCUCCCAACUGCCCACCUCCACGCAUCGACUGCUGCUCCAGUCGAAAACGACAGCAAUUCGAGUGCUCCGAAGGGAUUUGACGUCGAAAGUGAAGAAUAUCAAGCUGAAUCAGAAUGUGCGUGUCCGGAAGCACGCAUUCUAAAAAAUUAUCGCAAAAUCUUUGAAAAAAUCAGAAAAAUGCCUCAAAAAUGUAGAAAAGCAAAAAAAAAACCCAAAAAUGCCUGAUCCCAAUGGGGCUAAAUCCGAAUUUUUAGUUAAAACGAGCAGAACGCCGAAAUGCGGCCUAUCUCUUGCGCCACACGACAUGGAAAGAUCUGAUGGAAUUGUACGAAAUAGCGAGACCGCACAAAACUUGGAUUUUCCGUUAGUUUUCGAAAAUUUUCAAUUUCUACCCGAAAAACUUGUAAUUGUUUGCAGUGGGCACCAGUUUCAUGGUGCUUUCGAGUGGAAUCUUCCUGAUAAUUCCGCGAAUUCUCGGAAAACUGAUCGAUGAAUACGGAAACCACGGAGACCAGGCGAGCCAGGAAAUCACUAUGCGGAUCGCAAAGUUCUUCAAAGAGCACCCGAUUGCAUUGGUGGGACUUUUGGCCACUGGAGCACUCGCCACUGCCGCAAAGGUUUAUUGCCUUCAGAUUGCCGGUGAAUACAAAUCGCUGAAACUAUUGAAAAAUGCAAUAGUUUUGUUGAAUUUAGAAAACGCCUCUCAGUACCCUUAUUUUUUAAUAGCAAAACAGUUUGCAGGUCUCAAUAUUGUGGGAGCACUUCGAAAAGCCGUCUACAGCUCUGUCAUUCGACAGGAUAUGUCGUUUUUCGACAAAAAUGUGGUACAUUUCUCCUAAAGUGCCGAGGACUCUCGAAUUUUCUCUGCUAAAUUUAGGUGGGCGAGAUCGGAUCGCGUCAUUCGGCGGACACGAUCAUCGUCGGCUACUCGGUCUCCACUUCGCUGCGCGCCGGAGUCCGUGCCGUGCUCGUCGGCUUCGGAUCCGUCGGAAUGAUGCUGAUGACGUCGCUCGAAUUGUCGACCGUCUCCUUUCUCACCGCGCCGAUCGUCAUCACCAUCUUCAAAAUGUUCGGAAGAGUGCAGCAGCAGUGCACGUGGCAGUUGCAGGAAGUUGUAGCCGAUGUGAAUCAGGUGACUCUGGGUUGUUUCAGAACAUUUUUGGGUGAAAACAACUUUUCCGUUGAAAAUGAAAAUAGUAUGUGUUGUAGACGGCGUUCGAACGAAUGGCCAACAUGAAAACGGUGCGAAUGCUCAGUGCCGAGCAGCAAUCAAUCGACGAGUACGUGAAGAAAGGAGAGACGAUUCUGGACAUUUCGCAGACGGAAGCACUCGCGAAAGGAAGUCUCAUUGGAUCUGUAAGUACACACUUUGCAGGCCGUUUAGUCUUGGCGCGGAGUAUCUUGUGCCCAAGUUUCAGGCCGAAUGGAUUGUCUGAUCUUUGAGCCGAACAGCCUAGAUCAGAUGAUCCGUUCGGGCUGAAACUUUGCCGAAACAUCUAGCAAAGUUUGGGUUUUCAUUGAUCGGAAAAGUUGAGCGUUUCAGUUCCAAUUCACCGGCUACUCGGCGUUUUCGUCGAUUCUCUUCUACGGUAGUCAUUUGAUAAACGAGGGACAGAUCACUUAUGGUACUAGAAACUCGCAAAAGUGAUAAUGACCCGAUUCCAGGAGAGCUCUCCUCGUUCUGUCUGUACGCAGUGCUUGCCGCCGCGAGUCUUUCGAACAUUUCCGGAUUCUACAACGAAGUGAUGAAGGGUCUCGGCGCGAGUUCCCGCCUUCUAGAGCUCAAAAACGCGCAGCCCUCGAUGAAUUUGACGUCGGGAAUCGAGAAGACCGAGAUCCGCGACGCCAUCCACUUUGAGAACGUCUCGUUCGCGUACGCCGGCCGCAAACGAACACUCGAGAACAUUUCGUUCGACAUUCCACGUGGCAAGAUCACGGCGGUCAUCGGGCCGUCCGGCUCCGGAAAGAGCUCGAUCGCCAGUCUGAUGCUCAGGUUGUACGACCCGGCCGAGGGGCGGAUUACUGUAGACGGGGUCGAUCUGAGGGAGAUGAACGCGACGGCGUGGCGGCGUGCAAUCGGGACGGUCGGACAGGAGCCCGUGCUGUUCACGUGCUCCAUCAGGGAAAACAUUCUGAUGGGCGCGAAAGAGCCGACGAAAGUCAGCCAGUUUGAUCUGGAGGAGGCCGCACAGCUCGCCAACGCGCUCGAUUUCAUUCAGGGAUUCGAGAACGGGUUUGACACAAUGGUGAGGAGAAUGUUUUCCAUGAAACUGUUUUGAAAAUGUCUCCGUUUUUUGCAGGUCGGCGAGCACGGUUGCAAACUGUCCGGAGGCCAAAAACAGCGAAUCGCAAUCGCGCGCGCACUCAUUUCCAAGCCGAAGAUUCUGAUUCUGGACGAGGCGACGAGCGCCCUGGAUGCCACUUCCGACUAUUUAAUCCGAAUGACUCUUGACAAUUUGCUCAAAAAUCACAAUUUGACGGUGCUCGUAGUGGCACACAGGUAUUCAGAAUAAUUCAAAAUUCAAACAAACUUUUUUUUUGCUAGACUGGCGACAAUGCAACAGGCGGACAAGGUGGUGUACGUGAAUCGGGGCCGAAUCGAGGGUCAGGGCAGUUUCGACGAGAUGAUGCUCGUGCAGAAUUCGAUUGUCGAGCAGGAGGCCCGUCGACGUGGCAUUCCGAUGAACGAGCAAAUGAGCCGAGUGAAAACGUCGGUCAAUUAUGGAAAUUCUUGA